Enterobius vermicularis (human pinworm) is the source of this 216-nucleotide messenger RNA. The record is from the annotation of a GenBank genome assembly. Lineage: Eukaryota; Metazoa; Nematoda; Chromadorea; Rhabditida; Oxyuridae.
UCAUUUAAAACCAAUUUUUGCGUGCCUCCGCUUUUCUCUCCGCUUACUAUGUUUGCUUCGUGUGAAAUUGGCCUGGUUAUAACAGAGUUUGACAUUUGUUUCUUGGUAUGUAUUAUCCUUUUCGCAAUAUUCACAUUUCCCUUUGGUUUACUAUUCCUGUGCUGCAUUCCUUGUACGAUUCAUAAGCGAUGCAGCAGUUGUCGUCGUGUUGUUUGA